AUGGCCGCAAGAUUCCUUGUAUUUGUUGCUAUUCAAGGAAUAUUAUUACAGUCUGCCUUCAGUCAGUGUAUCAACCGUGUGUUGCCAGGAUGCGGUCCGGGGGUUGUUGAUGGUAUACUGCCAAACCAGUACCUCAUCAGAGAACCUGGCUUGCCAAUCCUACCUGCUAUACCUCCUGCAUACCCCACAGUAAUUCCUGGAUCAAUUUUACCGGAAGGCUUAGGAUAUGCUCCAACCAUCAUCCAAGACAGUAGUGUGGCCAAUAGCCUGGCCAACGCUUUACAGUUACUAGUUGUCAGUAGCCUACUAAGUACUACUUUGCCAGGUGGACCUUGUGACUUGCCCUGCCCCAUCGAAUAUUUGGGCAUGCCAGCUUAUAAUUAUAAUUAUAUUUAU
This is a messenger RNA of Brenthis ino (lesser marbled fritillary), 396 nucleotides long. The record is from the annotation of a GenBank genome assembly. NCBI's taxonomy places the organism in Eukaryota, Metazoa, Arthropoda, Insecta, Lepidoptera, Nymphalidae.